UCUACACUUCAGUUGUAACUACACCGACGGAUGCUUGCUUAGGACCGUAGGAAGGGUGAAGAGAAAGACUGACUUCAGGAGCUCUCAAUGGUUUCAUCUGAAGGCAGAUGUCAUGAAUUACACAGAACCGGUUGUGGAGAAGGCCGUCAACUCCUGGUCCAGAAUAGCCUCAGCGGGACAGACUGUCCUUUUCGAGGCAUUACAGAUCCUAAACCCUAUGUCGAAAGAUCUUUCAGACACCGAGGAACUGGUAUCCUUUCUGCAAGGACUUAAGGAAGAGGGCCAUAAGCCCAAAGUGCUACGAAGCAAAGAUGUGUACGGUUACAGGUCAUGUACAGCGAAAACCCUCCCGGAAGACAUGUGCUCUAUGGACGUAGCCAGCAAGGGUCCAGGGGCAGGCAAGAAGAGGGGACGGAAGAGUAAGAAAAGAAAGAAAAAAAAGGAGUGUAACAAUUACGCAUCGUGGAGUAGUGCAAGUGCAUCAGAAUCUCACAAGAGAUCGGUCUUUUCCAGACCUCCGAUUCUGACUAUACAUCCUGCCCAGCUGCAGCAGCAGUACCUGAAGCUAACGAACAUUACAGGUUUAAUGAGAGGUCACACUGCGAGAAUGCAGAUUCACUCUCAACCUCCAACACUUUCAGGAAUACCGUUACUGCCGUCGCCGAACACAGGUAGAACACCUAAAGCUGUGGCCAUGAACGGCCGAGGAGUUUACAACUACAAGACUGACGUGUCAAACCACAGACGGUCCUGGACGGAUGACCAAUCUCUGUGGAUGAUGAACCGUCAGGAGGAGUGUCGGCUGGACGAGAACAGUUUGAGGUGGAAGGUGAUCAAAGUGGACGAUUGCGUCACGGUUGAGGAACUGAGGAGGAAGGCCCAGAGGAUCUUGCAG
Molecule: messenger RNA, 895 nt
Organism: Oncorhynchus keta (chum salmon)
Lineage: Eukaryota; Metazoa; Chordata; Actinopteri; Salmoniformes; Salmonidae
Exons: 3
Source: RefSeq, a predicted model, not a curated record